CAGCAGCCUUCAAUUCAGCGGUGACUACCGAGAAGUGUGAUACUGAUCUACCUUCUCAGUGCUUCUCAUAAUGACAAUGCGUGGGAUUUUUCUCUUCGGCGCCUUCCUCUUCUGCUUCACAAUGGUUUCUUCUGAUAUCAAGAUAGAAGAAGAGCUACCUCAUCUGGACCUGCCACUUGUUGUAAAAGGUGCAAACAGAAGGCUCAUGCAGGAAGUGGAUUGUGGAGGAUUGUGCAAGCAGAGGUGCAGUGUUCAUUCGAGGCCAAACGUGUGCAACAGGGCAUGCGGGACUUGUUGUGUGAGGUGCAAAUGCGUUCCACCAGGGACCUCAGGAAACAGAGAGUUGUGCGGGGCAUGCUACACUGACAUGACCACCCAUGGCAACAGGACCAAAUGUCCAUAGCUACGCAGAUCGAACGUCUGGAGUUCUCUUUCUUAGUUACCUCCUUGUAUUUAGUCUCUCCCUAAUCACGAUGUGUGUGAGUGGUGAUUUCCAGAUUGUGUGUGAGCUCUCUUUCUGUCAAACUCUUAAAUCUUAUUUCUGUGUAAUCAAUAUUUUCAAGUAAGCACCUUUCAGUUUCUGAGGCCUA
Juglans regia (Persian walnut) is the source of this 590-nucleotide messenger RNA. RefSeq names its product snakin-2-like. The record is from RefSeq and is a predicted model, not a curated record. The coding region runs from base 71 to 403 and encodes 110 amino acids. The transcript has 4 exons. Lineage: Eukaryota; Viridiplantae; Streptophyta; Magnoliopsida; Fagales; Juglandaceae.